GCACAGCUGCUGAAGUGGAGCAUGUUUCUUUUUAAAAGUUCAUAUUUCCAGGAAGUCGUUUCAAUUUCCCGCAACAUCCAGAGGCCCUCAGAGCCAAAAGGGGCAGUCCUGCAUCUGUAGUCACACCCUUCCGUUAAUGGGGAUAAAUAGGACCGUGGUCUACUUCCUGUUCCUCCAACUUCUGACCCGGACCCUGACCCCUCACAUCAAGGACGAAAUGGGACUCAAGUGUAAACAUGUGAGCCUGAGAUGAACUUCCCCGUCCUAACUGCUGUGGGUUUCUGUUUUGAAGGCUGCCCUAGGACGGAGCGAACACGUGAAAGCAUGCAGGGAGAGGAGGAUUAAUGCAAAACCUCGACAUCUCAGAUAGAUGGCCAAACAUUUCACAGCUCCACACAAACAGCUAAGCUAGAAUCAAAUGGAAACCAUUAAGUAGUCAUUUGUGUCAUGCUGUAAGCGUCAGGAUGACGAAUGGUCACGGCUGGUUGUUUCUCAGGCUUCAGCAGCUCGUUUCAGACGCAGCGUCCAUACGCACCCUUACCUUUCAGCUCCACCUAGGAACCGGUCUCCAGAGAGGACACUUUGUCUCUCUGACUCAGCGUGUCAUCCCUACUGUCACCACGAGUGUGGCUGUUAGCAACAAGCCCCGUCACACACACACACACACCAUCCAGGCUACCGUUGCCAUAACAACUGCUGUGCAUGCCAGCGAGUGAUGGUGACUUCUUUUAGCGAAGCCUCACGUGUGUGUUUACAGGCGGCCUCACGUUCACAGCUGGAUUUCUGUUUGUGUUUUAUGAGAUCGACACUAAGACGACCCCCGGUCCUGCUGUACCACCACGGAGGACAGACCUGCGACCCAGUUCGCUUCUCAGCCCCAGAGUCUUAAGAAAAGGGUCUGGUGACAUAACGAUGCUCUAAUCCCAUCUUAAGUUUCUAGGUAACCGUUACCACGGGGACCGACUGUGUUCUGUCCUCGUGAUGUUGCUAAGCAACGGCCUAGGGUUGUAGAAACGCGUUACGGCGCCGUGGAAAAGUUUCUAAACACGUUUACAACCUUGAUGCUUUACUUCCACAUGUCUGGCAUUCUUGUUUUCUCACGGUCAAUAGUUGUUAUCUUCUGACGUUGGCAUCCCUUUCAAUUUCACCACCAUUCUGCCCAGGCCUUGGACCUGAACAGGAAAACUGUGCAGUGUGUGCUUGCGUCUACGGUCUUUCAGAAACGGAACAAAAUAUCCACAAAAGAAAAAAAAAUAAAGAGGACUUGAGAGAUGAAUCAGCUUUCAGUCAAUCGUCUGCUUCCCACAGUUGGGUUUGGGACCCUGGGGGAUCCAAACAUGUCAAAUGAAAUGUAAAAGAUCCUUUCAAAUGGAAUAUUAGGCCUUAAAUGGUACAAAGAGAUAAAAACUAUAGAAACAAAAGGAUGGAGUAUAAUGCAGGGCCAGGGAAAAUGUUUAAUGGCUCAUUAAAUGGCCUGAUUUUAUAUAGAGCCUUCUUAAGUAAGUAAGUAAAACUUUAUUUAUAUUGCACUUUUCACAGAUAAAAUCACAAAGUGCUUCACAACAUACAUAAAAAGGCAAAACAGCACUUUCUGUUCAGGAGCAAUGAUCAGUGUUUCAGUCUUGCUUGAGUUCAACUGAAGACAGUUACUAGCUAGCCAGACCUUAAAUCACGCAAUGCAAUCAAGUAGAUCAGCAAACUUGUUAAACUCUGUGUCCUUGAAAGAGCAGUACAGUUGAAUGUCAUCCGCAUAUAAAUGGUGGGACACUUUAGUAAAGCUUUUAAUAAUCUCCCCAAGAGGGCAAAUAUAUAAAAGAAACAAAAUUGGGCCAAGGACCGAGCCCUGGGGGACACCGUGAAGCAAAGAUGUGACUUCAGACCUAAUCUUCUUAGGGUACUACUUCAGACCUAAUCUUCUUAGGGUUCUACAACCCCCCAAGGCGCUCCACAACACAAUCAGUCAUUCACACUGGUGGGGAUGAGCUACGAUGUAGCCACAGCUGCCCUGGGGUGCCCUGACAGAAGUGAGGCCUGCCGAGCACAGGCGCCGCCGGUCCCUCCAACCACCACCAGCAGGCACGGCGGGUUAAGUGUCUUGUCCGAGGACACAACAGCAGUGGUGUUUGUAUUUAACCAGCAGUAGUCUGACGUGUCUGCAAACUACAGCUAGUAGUUUUAGUGUAUUACUGGGUCAAAAACACUACAAAUGUUUUUUUCAAAUGAUAUAUUGGUGUUUAAAGUCAGUUUACUGGAAUAAAGCUACUAAUUGUGUCACUGAGAAUGGCUGCUGGGUGCUAAGAUGUUGCUAGCAAGUACUUUGAGCUAGUUUCUGGAAAAAAAUCUCUUGGAUGAAAAAGAUAUUUCAAAUUUGUCUUUUGCGUGUCUACGGCAUCGGUUUAAAUCUCAUGUUUAAGGGCAUAUUUAUGCGUGAAUGACUGAGUUUAACAAACCUUUCAGCAGGUCUGUAGAAAAUAUUGAUCAAGAGCACAAGAUUACAAGACGAGUUUACUGCUGGAAACAAAAUAUAAAGAAAUGGAGGGCAGACCAAACAGAUUUCUAAAGCGAUUGCAUAAAACACGAGUGGAGUGGCAUCACAAGCAUUACUGAGGCAGGCGAUGGUUUUGUUCUGAGCAGACAGGAACACAGACUCUCACUAACUGAAUCCAGACGUCUCCUUUUCUUUGUUUCUGUAGGUCUGUGGAAAGCCAGGCGAUCUACCAUGCUCGUCCCCCCACCCCUCCAUCCCCGCAGACAAAAACACCUGCCCCGCUCACACCUCCACCCUGAACAAAGAGCAGAGGGAUACACCUCCCCGUCACGCCUCCCUCCAUCCGUCCUCUCGUUUUCUCUGCUCCCCACUCUCAUCUCAUCUUUGUCCUCCUCAUCCCACCUCCUCCACUGUGCCUGUCCAAGGACUACAAGGAGAACCCUUCCUGACUUUGUCACUUUCCCGGUGUUUCAUUGGCUGACUCUGGUCACAUGCUGCCUGCUGCCUUCUCUGAUUGGAGCCGGGGAGACGUGGGGCGUAGUCUCGGCCUGCCCCUUCCACUGCGUGUGUCGAAACCUUUCAGAAUCCCUCAGCACGCUCUGCGCCGAUAAGGGCCUCCUCUUUGUCCCGCCGCACGUUGACCGGCGGACGGUUGAGCUGCGACUGGCCGACAAUUUUAUAACCGAAGUGGGUGGAAAUGACUUUGUGAACAUGUCCGGAUUGGUUGAUCUGACUCUGUCGAGAAACACAAUCCACCUUAUCAGACCGAUGGCCUUCGCUGACCUGGAGAGUUUACGCUCUCUGCAUCUGGACGGUAACCGCUUGACAACAGUUGGACCCAAGGACCUUUCAGGCCUGAUCAACCUGCAGCACCUGAUCAUCAACAACAACCAGCUGGUUAAAGUCUCCGUUGAGGCGUUUGAUGACUUCUUGCUCACCUUAGAGGACCUUGACCUCUCCUACAACAACCUUAGGAGGGUACCAUGGGAAUCCAUUCAGAACAUGGCCAGCCUCCACACGCUGAACCUGGAUCAUAAUUUAAUUGACCACAUAGCAGAAGGAGUGUUUGGGGAGCUUUACAAGCUGGCCCGGCUGGAUAUGACCUCCAACAGACUCAGAACUUUGCCUCCUGAUCCGCUCUUUGCCAGAUCCCAGACAGGAGCGAUAAGUCCCACACCUUACAACGCCGUAAUAAGCCUCAACUUUGGAGGGAACCCACUCCACUGCAACUGUGAGCUGCUGUGGUUAAGACGACUCAUCAGAGGAGAUGAUAUGGAGACAUGUGCCACUCCGGUCCAUCUGGCUGGGAGGUAUUUCUGGUCCAUUCCUGAGGAGGAGUUCACUUGUGAACCCCCUCUGAUCACCCGUCACACCCACAAGCUGUGGGUUCUGGAGGGCCAGCGUGCCACACUGAAAUGCCGAGCCAUUGGUGACCCAGAACCAGUGGUCCACUGGGUUUCACCGGAUGAUCGCAUUGUUGCUAACACAUCCAGGACCAGUUCUUUCAGCAACGGCACCUUGGAUGUCGUGGUGACCGUCGCACGCGACGAUGGAGCUUACACCUGUAUCGCCAUUAAUGCUGCAGGUGAAGCAACCGCCACUGUGGACCUGAAAAUAAUCCCACUGCCUCACCGAGGUGGGGUCACUGGAAACACUGGUGUUACAGGUGUUAAUGCAAAGAACAACAGGAAUGUGACCAAUGGGAUUUUACGGGCCGAUCCGGGCUCAUCGGAUAUCAGCACAGGGAAAAACGGAGGGAUUAAUGGCGUCGCAGGACGUGGAGGAGAAAUGGACGAAGGAAAUCGAAGAGAUGGGGAGAUCAAUGAAGAUGACAGUGGAAAGUCCUCUGAAGGGGAGAGCAUGGAGGAUGAUGGGAGGGAGGAGGAAAGCCGGCUGGUUGGAGUACAGGGAGUCACAUCAACCUCGGCCCAGGUCCGCUGGGAUUUGGGACGUUUGGCUGAAAUCUACGUGGUCUGGAUGUAUCAGAUACAGUACAACUGCACCGCCGACGAGACGCUCAUCUACAGGAUCCUGCCUUCCACCAGUGACCGUUUCCUGUUGAAGAACCUGGUUUCGGGUGUGGACUAUAACCUUUGUGUGCUGGCCAUCUUUGAUGACUCACUCACAUCGUUAGCAGCAACAAAAAUCCUAGGCUGUACAACGUUCUCCACCAAGGAUGUUUACCCAGCGUGCCGCUCUCUUCAAGCCCACUUCUUGGGCGGGACACUCACCAUACUGGUUGGCGGUGUUGUUGUGGUCACUCUGCUCGUGUUUACCGUGGCGCUCAUGGUUCGCCACCGCGUCUGCAAUCAUGGAGACCACAUGAUAUGCCACAGUGGCAACACAGAGGCAGGAGGUGGGGCCUGUUGUCAGGGUGGAGGAGUGGGAGGUGGCGACAAAGGGGGGAACGGCGGUGGCUGCUAUCAAUCAAAUGGUUCUGGAGACGUGAUGAUGGUGGUCCUGCCCAAUGGGCUGCCCUCCAAAAGAGGGGAGGCGGGGAAAGAUAAGGACAAGGAGAAAGAUGCAGGAGAUUCUGCUUCUCCUCUGCCUCCAAAGUUGCCCCCAAAGCCCAGGCCAAAGCCCAAGGUCAAUCUGGAGCAGUUUCUCUCAGCAGGAGGGGUGGUUUCCACAACAACGGGGUCAGGAAGUGAGAUGGCAUUGGUAGUCAGACAAAGAAAGGCAUUGCCGCAAAACCUAGAGAGUGACCGAACUCCUCUUUACUACUCCCCUUCUCCUCCAUCCACACUGCCCCGACAGUCACAUACCAGGGACCGCCCAAAUCCCCGUCUGGAGCAAGAACUGACAAAUCGAGCCAGUUUUUCUCUGGCUGCACCCCUGAGAGACUCCGAGCUGCUGGACUGGAGAAUCACACCCAGAGGUAGGGACAAAUGGAACUCCUCCCAGGCUUAUCAGAGCCCUGGAUCCCCUCUAAGCUCCGCCUGUGGGACAGUUGGCAAACGGCGACACUCACUGGACAUGGGUUCCUCUGUUGCCCUGGCAACCGAUGCGGCAGCAACAGUUGCCAGGCGCUACGGCGCUGUAAAUUACGCCAAGCGGCUGAGCGUGAUCUGGACGAGACGGAGCCAGUCGCUUCACGGGAUGCUGGUGCAGUGCGCUUCGACCACAAGCACAACUUCAACGACCAGCGACGAGGCGGAGCGCGGCGGGGGCUUUGGGGGCCAGGACUUCCAACGGGGAUACAUCCAUGCUUACAACACCACUAACUCCAACUCAAACACUGGGAUUACAACUGGGAAAACAAAAGACAGGAACAGAGAGAAGGGCAGCGCUGAGAAUCUAGAGGAAAGUGUUGUGUAGUAGGUGUGGAGCAGAAUACUAACAGCGGAACGAAGAGCUCUGAGCGGAUGGUCUGGAUGGGAGAUAUUGACUGAGGAAGGAACGCAGAGGUGAAACUAAAGAGGCUGAGAAUAAAACGGCAGCAAAGAUACUUCAGAAUGAAGUAGAGGUGUCAACCUGGCACAUUUGGGAAAGUCCAGAAAAAGCAGGACUAAAAAAAAAGAAACUAUAAGUGAAAUUCCCAAUUCAGGUUUAGUUAUAAGCACAGAAAAAAGAUAGAAAAGUAAAUUAAAACUCAGACAAAAGCAGAUACCUUCAUUCUAGGUGGAUUGUAGUCACAAGAGAUAAAGGAAAGAGACCAUGAAUAAGGCAUCAGAACAAAGGUUACAUGGCAGAGUCGGAGCUCAGCCCGGAUCUCAGUAAAGCCCGUACAAAACAGAACCACUCGGCCAACAACACGCCAUCAUCAGGACUGAUCCUGGAUCAAAAACCACAUCGCCACUGGUAAUAAUGGAGUAAACCUUCACAAAACGGUGAGAAAAAAAUAUGUUUGGAUGGAAAAGCAAGACUUUAUUUAAGCUUUUGACUUUGACCCCGUGACCGCUUCGAAACACUCGAGUCUCAAAUGCAAUGAAUGUGACGCAUGUCUCCUCUGUGUCUGGACCAGGAUUUUGGCCAGCUGUGCCUGAGGAUUAUGGGAGUAUAAAUACAAACGCUGGCGCACCGGACACGAUCGAUCAAUACAGGCUGGAGAAAGAAAAAAAGCAAAUGGAGCACGGACGUUAUUACAAGAAAAAUAUUGGGGUCGCAUUCGAGUCGAUAUGGAUUAUAAAAUGGAGAGGAGGCCGUGAUGGAAUAUAUAAGCCCAUCUAUUUCUGAAAGACAAGAUCACACUGCAUGUUGGAUAAUGGACGCCAAUGAAUAAUGCUAAUGGGAGCUGAUGGAGCAUAGACUGGAUGUGUAUCUGAAUGUUUGUGAUGGCCAACCCAGUCGGACCCUAACAGGGUUGUGCAGUGAGUUCUGGACAUGUGAUGGAAAACAGGAGAAGACAGGGUGGUUUGGCUGAAGUGGAGCACAUGUGCAAUGUUGAACGGUAGCCAGUAUGAGCAGAUAUUUAGUAACGGCAUGGUCAGAGUCAGGAAGCUCUUUUUGUGAGACUUUAGAUUUCUUUGUGCCACAUGGGUUCAAAUGUUCAAACCAAACUGACGAGUGUCAGAGAGAGGGCAUCAAAAAUCAUUAAGGAAGUCACCAACAAUAAAAACCAUCAUCAGAAAACCAUUACGGACGUCAGAGACUCAGACACGUAAACAUUCAGGAGAAGGUACAUAUAUAUGGUCUAUAUAUAAAAUGUUACUUGUUGCACCACGUUUCCGUUCUUUAAAGUUUUCUGGGGAACGAUGUUGGGAUCAGAUGCAAAAUCUAAGAUGUGUGAUUUCUGUUUGUUCCUUACUAAAAUGAUGAAUCCUGAUCAAAGCAAAAAUGUUAAAACUUGAAGAAUUAUGAAGCUGAAAGGACACAGAAGAACAAACAUCCCCACACACAAAGGGGCGCCUAUAAAAACAGCCAAUUAGAUUUAUAAUGGCUACUUUUACCCAUUAUUGUUGUUUUCUUUCUGUUUGUUUCAGUUUGCCAAAGUCAAUAUUGUUCUCUGGACUUGAUAUGAAAAAUAAAUUACAUGUAUGGAACAAAGAGUGACUGGUUACCAUAAAGACUAAGCUGUGUGAUA
This is a messenger RNA of Nothobranchius furzeri (turquoise killifish), 7511 nucleotides long. The record is from RefSeq and is a predicted model, not a curated record. NCBI's taxonomy places the organism in Eukaryota, Metazoa, Chordata, Actinopteri, Cyprinodontiformes, Nothobranchiidae.